GAUCCUUUUUGCGCUUCGCAUGUGUCACAAAGCUUCCUCCUUUUAUCAUGUAACUAUCUUUCUGGACAACCUUCUUCUCAAGAAGAAUAACAGAGUAUGUGACUCGGCUCCGAUAAAAGAAGCGAAAUUUCAACGCUCUCUUCGUGAUCCACCUAUAUCUGCGAAUGAUUCUUUGUUGGGUUCUGCUCCAAAUUCCUGUUUCUUCAGUUUCUUUUUAACUUGUUAACUUUUUUUCAGGUCUACUCUGUUUCGGCAACUGGGCAUUACUGUUUUAGCUCUUUACUCUUCUUGCUUUUCAACGCUAACCCAUUUCUACUAUCUUUCAUUCGACUUCUUUCCUAGCUUAGUCGUUGCUAGUUUCAAAUUAUUUUCGUCAUAACUCAAUCGGAAGCAAGUUAAUAUUACUGACCCAGAAAGAAAAAGAGGGCAGUCAAAUAGUUUUAGCAAUGAAUUCGUUUUACCCAUUGAAGGAAGUUACUCCGGGAUCGAGUUCAUCACAGCCCGGUGGAGACCCGCCAGGGACGCCUCCACCACAGCCGAAGGAGGGGCUUUAUGACAUAGGACCUCCGCCAUUUCUCACGAAGACCUUUGACAUGGUAGACGACCUAACCAAUAAUCACAUAGUUUCCUGGAGCAGGGGAGGCAGCAGCUUUGUUGUGUGGGAUCCUCAUUCAUUCUCCACACAUCUCCUACCAAGAUACUUCAAGCACAACAAUUUCUCAAGCUUUGUCAGGCAGCUCAAUACUUAUGGCUUUAGAAAGAUUGAUCCAGAUAGAUGGGAGUUUGCCAACGGAGGUUUUCUGAGUGGCCAGAAACAGCUUCUAAGGAACAUCAAGAGACGAAAGGCAACUUCUCAACCUUUCCCUCUUCAGCAAGCUCUGGGUCCCUGUGUUGAGGUCGGCCGGUUUGGAGUAGACGGGGAAAUCGACCGUCUGAAGCAUGACAAGCACGUACUAAUGAUGGAACUAGUGAAGCUUAGGCAGCAGCAACAGAAUACUAGAGCUUGCCUUCAAGUAAUGGAACAAAGGUUACAGGGGACAGAAAUGAAGCAACAGCAAAUGAUGUCCUUUUUAGCUAGAGCAAUGCAAAACCCAAUCUUUAUCCAGCAAUUAGUCCAACAGAAGGAGAAGAGAAAGGAGCUAGAAGAAGCCAUGACCAAGAAAAGGAGGAGGCCAAUCGAUCAAGGACCUACUUGUAAUGGUGGCAGGCAAUUAUGGCAGAGUGGUCGUGAAAGAUCAAAACCCAUUAAACUUGAGCCACUUGAAUUGGGGGAAUAUGGGUUUGAAGUAUCGGAGCUUGAAGCACUUGCAUUGGAAAUGCAAGGUCGGGGUAAGGCGAGAAAGGAGCAAAAGGAUGGGAAGGAGGAGCUAGAACCACUGGAUGGUGGGGAUAGAGAACUUGACGAGGGAUUUUGGGAAGAAUUGUUCAGUGAGGCUUUUGAGGAAGAAAUAGGCAUAGCGGGUGAUGAAGGAGAUGAGGAUGAAGAUGUUAAUGUCUUGACUGAUCGCUUAGGUCACUUAGGCUCAAGCCCAAAGUAGAACAGCUGGACUUCUUGUGCAUUGGAACUCCUUCCUCUUCCAUUCACGGCCCCAAUGAACAUUUUCUUGAUAGCUUGGUUAACCUCUCAUUUUGUGUAGUUUUGGUCUUUGCACAUGUCAACAUGCCAUAAUAUUGAUCUGGAUUUAUUGCUAUUGGCAGGACAGGAGAAGAAGAACAAAAUUAAGCAGUUGUUCCAUUGAAAUAAUUGGUGUUUCUAACCUUGUAUUUCAUUAAAAAAAACAAAAAACAAUUCCCUGAUGUACAUUCCUAAAACUUAUGAUUUUGUGUCUCAAUUAGGUUGCAGGCAGUGCUUGGACAGAGUCUGCUAGUUCUCCUAUAAUGUUUGUAUAAAAGUUUUUUUUUUUUGUGUUUUUUUUUUUCCACAACCCCUAAGAAUCAAACGUUCAAUGUCUCAGUCUAAUGCAUCAUCCAUUUCAUUUGUUA
Molecule: messenger RNA, 1983 nt
Organism: Juglans regia (Persian walnut)
Lineage: Eukaryota; Viridiplantae; Streptophyta; Magnoliopsida; Fagales; Juglandaceae
Product: heat stress transcription factor A-2e-like
Exons: 2
Coding region: 447-1538 (363 amino acids)
Biological process (GO): regulation of transcription by RNA polymerase II
Cellular component (GO): nucleus
Molecular function (GO): RNA polymerase II cis-regulatory region sequence-specific DNA binding; DNA-binding transcription factor activity
Source: RefSeq, a predicted model, not a curated record